Messenger RNA from Callorhinchus milii (elephant shark), 6517 nucleotides. Its product is annotated as phosphofurin acidic cluster sorting protein 2. NCBI's taxonomy places the organism in Eukaryota, Metazoa, Chordata, Chondrichthyes, Chimaeriformes, Callorhinchidae. Gene Ontology annotation, biological process: protein localization to plasma membrane. The record is from RefSeq and is a predicted model, not a curated record. Gene Ontology annotation, molecular function: transmembrane transporter binding.
UGGAGAAGGUGUGGGGAGGGGGAGACGCACGGCGGCGCUCCGCAGCCCCUCAGCGGUAUGUCCAGCGCACGGUGACGCCAACGGCAAAGUCGUUCCACCUCGUCUCGCACACCCACGCCAUGGCUGAGAAGGGGAGACUCAGCCUGACCGGCUCCUCCGGGCUCAACAAGCCGGUGUCCAUGAACCUCUUCGCCACUUGGGAGAUCGACGGCUCCUCGCCCAGCUGCAUUCCCAGGCUGUGCAGUCUAACAUUAAAGAAGCUGAUUGUUAUAAAGGAAUUGGACAAGGAGCUCACCUCUGUCGUAAUUGCAGUGAAAAUGCAGGGCUCUAAACGAAUCUUGCGAUCACAUGAGAUUAUACUCCCACCCAGUGGCCUCGUGGAGACUGACCUCGCACUGACGUUCUCACUGCAGUAUCCUCAUUUUCUGAAAAGGGAAGGAAACAAGCUGCAGAUUAUGCUCCAGAGACGGAAAAGGUACAAGAACCGAACCAUUCUGGGAUACAAAACUCUGGCUGUGGGCUCUAUCAGCAUGGCAGAGGUGAUGCAACACCCGACAGAGGGAGGCCAGAUACUUACUCUGCUCAGUAACCUGAAGGAGGCAGCUGUGAAAGUGGCUGAAAUCUGGAUCUUUGCGCUGUCCAGUCAACCGAUUGACCACGAGGACAGCGCCAUGCAGCCCAUUCAGAAAAUCAAGUCAACAGACAAUUAUUCAGAAGAAGAAUAUGAAAGCUUUUCUUCCGAGCAGGAAGCCAGUGAUGAUGCUGUUCAAGGACAAGAUUUAGAUGAUGAUGAAUAUGAGGUUGGAAAACCAAAAAAACAACGGCGAAGUAUUGUGAGAACAACCUCCAUCACAAGGCAACAAAAUUUUAAGCAGAAGGUGGUUGCAUUGCUGAAGAGAUUUAAAGUUUCAGAUGAGGUGCUGGACUCGGAGCAGGACCCCACAGAUAAUGUGCAGGAAGUGGAGGAGGAUCUGGACCUGCUGUAUGACAGUUUGGACGUGGAGAACCCCAGUGACAGUGGUCCGGAUAUGGAUGACGAUGACAGUGUACUCAGCACUCCUAAACCCAAACUCAAACCUUAUUUUGAAGGCUUAUCACACUCCAGCUCUCAGACUGAAAUCGGCAGCAUCCAUAGUUUGAGGAGCCAGACCAAGGAACCUCCUAGUCCAAUUGAAGGACCUGAAAAGCUCAAGAGCUCUGCCAGCAGGUUCCAGAUUGACAGCGUUUCCGACACAUUGUCAGUGGAUCAAAUGCAGCGUCAUGAGGAGGCAGCAGCAGCAGCUGAAACGAUCAGUUCAGAUACUUUCCUGGAGAAGCUUCCGCCCAGUGGAAAAAUCACCAAGACAGAGUCCUUGAUCAUCUCUUCUACCAGAUCGGAGGGGAAGCAGACAGGCCGCCGCGGCAGAAGUACUUCACUGAAGGAACGCCAGCCCACUCGGCAGCAGAACGAGCGGGCAAACAGCCUGGACAAUGAGCGCUCGCCAGAGAAUCGGCAGAACCUGCAGAUCCCUCGGAAAACAGUGUAUGACCAGUUGAACCACAUCCUAAUAUCGGAUGAGCAGUUACCGGAAAAUAUAAUCCUGAUCAAUACUUCAGAGUGGCAGGGCCAGUACGUGUCGGAGUUACUGCAGAAACACAACCUUCCUAUUGUGUGCACGUGCUCUGCUGCUGACAUACAGGCAGCCUUCUCAACCAUCGUCUCUAGGAUACAGCGCUUCUGUAACUGUAACUCGCAGACACCAAACCCCAUUAAAGUGACAGUGGCAGGAGCGCAGAAUUAUCUCAGCACCAUUCUGCAGCUCUUUGUGGAGCAGCUCACUCUCAAGACUCCAGACUGGCUCGGCUACAUGAGGUUCCUCAUCAUCCCCCUGGGCCUUCACCCAGUAGCUAAAUACCUCAGCUCCAUCGACUACAGGUACAGCAACUUCUUUGAGGAUGCCACAUGGCGAGAUUUUUUCACCAAACCGGAUGCCCCGACUAUAGUGCAGGAAAUCCCGGAUGUUGUUGCUCGGGUCACCCAGUACAUCUCCAAUGCUAACAUUGCCCACCAGCUGCCUAUAGCGGAAGCUAUGUUAACUUACAAGCAAAAAAGCCCAGAUGAAGACUCGUGCCAGAAGUUUAUCCCUUUUAUUGGAGUUGUGAAAGUUGGGAUUGUGGAACAGUCCUCGGCCACCUCGGGCGACUCGGAUGACGCAGCAACCUCAGGAUCCAAUAUUCUGUCCUCCACCCCACCGUCAAUGUCCCCGGCAAUGAAGGAAGCCUCGCACCCACCCUCCUCACCCUCAGUCGGAAGCGGACUCUACUCAAGCCCUUUGCAGAGCCCUGGCCACAGUGGGGAGCUCAUGGGACUGCAGGUUGAUUACUGGAUCGCACAGCAACUUAUCGACAAGAAGAAGGAUCCAGAGAAAAAGGACACCACAGCCAAGAACACACUGAAGUGUACCUUCCGCUCACUGCAGGUCUGUCGCCUACCCGGCAGUGGGGAAGUCCCAGCCCUGCCAACCAUGUCCAUGACCGUGGUGACCAAAGAGAAGAACAAGAAAGUGAUAUUUCUGCCAAAGAAAACAAAGGACAAGGAGGUGGAAUCGAAAAGCCAGGUGAUUGAAGGCAUCAACCGGCUGAUCUGCACUGCCAAACAGCAACAAACCAUGCUGAGAGUGAUGAUCGAUGGAGUGGAAUGGAACGAUGUAAAGUUCUUCCAGCUGGCAGCUCAGUGGUCCUCUCAUGUGAAGUACUUCCCAAUAGGCAUCUUUGGCCACUUAAAAUCCGCCUACUAACCUCGCCAGCCAAGUGCCAAGAAUGACUUGGAACUGGUCAGAGAACCAGCACCACACCAGUCAGUGCCAAGAGCCUGGCAGCCUCGGGCGCCUGCUUCUUAUCCCGAGUCUCAGCGCUUUGCUUCAAUUUAAACCACAAGGAGGGGGUGGGAGAGAACAAAUCUCCAAUGAGGGUGUUAACAUCUGUUUACAACCACGCAGACAAGCCUAUCCUUUGCUUACAGUAGUUCCGGCAAGAAGCGUGACUGCAGUUUAAAGGAAUCUGUGCAUAUGAGACAUGGUCAUUCCUUUCCCUGCCUCCUCCCUCUCCCAAGUGCUCCGUUAACUUGUUGACGUAUGAUCCCUCUACAGAGGGGGUUUGCAACACAAGGUGUGGGAGUGCUUUACUUUGUGAUGACUUGUUUUUAACAAUGCUUACGGCGCUAGGUGCAGAGCUGUUAUAUUGCGCGGGGCCUUGGAAUAAUUUUGUGCUCAUUCGAAUGCUGGUCCAGGGCUUACCUGAGGAGUGUGACAAUGGGGAAGCCUGUUCGGGUUUUCUUACGUUUGUAAGCGAUAGAGUGGGUUGGUUUGUGCUGAGGUCACUAGCAGCUCCUGUUUUACUCUUGCCACUGCUGCUUAAUAAGGAUUGCCAAUUCCAAGGUUCCAGUUUUGUAGAAUAGCCGCUGUGGUGCCCAGAUAUUGUGUUGUGACUGUUGGGUUCAAAGCUGGGAACACAACACAGUUCACAAGCAGUGGGUUUGGUUCAACCUUCACAACCUCCAGCUUUUUACCUCUGCUUUGUACAAAAGCAAGGCUUAGCCACAACUCCCAGCUACAAGAUACACUCAGGCCUUGUAACACAGCGACCCAGUAGUUAAGUAUAACAAGGCUAGAGUUUAAUGUGAGUGGAACCUAAAAAUAGAUGGCAAUUUCUUUGCUUUCUUUGGUGCUGCUCUCAAUAUGAAGUAUAUAUUAGAGUUUGUUGGCUUUGGCUCUCGUUGUGUUGAUAGAUUAACCCACGCUUGAUAUGAAUUUCAAUAGAUCCCUGCAAGGCACACCGUGUCUAGGAUAGCAAACUGACUGUUUUUGACACUAAUAAUUUAUAUUGUACAGUUUUAUAUAGGCUGGUGCAGUGAUGAUGGAAGAACUGGCAUCACUCCUAAUAUAAUGUCCUCGGUGUUUCUCCCCCCCACCGAUUCACUUCUAAGGAUUGCAUCGACAAAAAGCUUUUUAAAUAAUAUCACAUUGGUCAGAGUAUCUGGGUUCGAACUGAGUGUUAGUUCAUUAUAAGUGAGCAACCAUGUUAGCGCCGCUUCUGUUAUAACAGAUGAAUUUAUAACCUCGCCUCACACAAGCUAACAAUCGCUCAAUUGUGUUUCUGCUUCUAUACCUCAACCCCUCUCUCUCUUCACUGUGCCAAACCUUAUUUGGGCAGAAACUAACUGGAGCCCAGCCCUUGAAGUUAACUCAAGCAGGUACAUGCCAAUAUGUCAGUGGUGAUAGUUAUUGCACGUGGAAAGAGAAAGAAUUAACAUUAAACGUCUUGGGCUUUAGGUUACUGGACUGUUCUGGAUUGUAAGAGAAGUGGUUUUGAACUGAGAUAACCGUGAUGCUGGAAUGCUUGCUCAUUGCCCCAUUUAUGUGUUGGACACUGCAGUCAUAGGAAGGUAUUGCUUCCUGUUGAAUGGUUCCUGAACUGGACAAAGAGCUUAUCUGACCACUCCCAAAGCUGAUCUCUUUCCUGGAUGAGCCUUUGAGAGGGCCUGAUUUCUGAUCUGGGUUGUAUGGGAAUCUUCCCCAAAGUCCAAGUGGAUAAACGGCUUUUGCUGGCCUUCCUAGCCAGUGCUCGACAGGUUCCACAAACUCAGUCUGGGUGCAUACACGUACAUGUAAUGAUUUGCAACUCCUUUGAUUCUGUUCUCAGUACUGCAUGGGAAUCCUAUUCAGUUUCACAGCUCGCUCUCCUGCCUUUACACUCCACGUCUGACUGGGAAUACCAAUCAGGAGGGCAGGAGGCUUGCAGCAGGAAGCCAAGAGGUCCUGAGAGGAUUGAAAGGUUUUGAAGCCUUGAAUAAAGCAAGUACCUGCUGCAGCCACCAUACUCCUUUGUGGUGAGAAAGUGUAGAAGGUCCCAUGCACACACUGACACACACUCAUAGUUUUAGAACACAGAUUUAUUCAACAAUGGAACCAACAGCAGGUCUCGUUAUACACCAGGAUACAGAUCUGCAGGAGUGGGAACAGACCUAAUCUUCAUUAAUAAAGAGAGUGACGGAUUUCUGAUUUCCAUACUGCUGCACUGUCCUAUUGAUUAGUUCCACUGUUUUUCUUACUUCUCGAUAUUAUAUAAUACUGUAUUGUGACAGAGCGUAAAAUUAUUCAUAAUGCAGCGACUGAAUUAACCCACUGUGUACCAGCUUGGGAUCUGUGGAGCAGUCUGUCUGCUCUCAGUGGUGCCACAUUAAUCUGUGCUGUUGGUCCAUAUUGUUGGAUAUUCAUAUACUGCUUCUGAUCCUGAGGUAGUGAUGCGCAUUUCAAAGGGAGGAAGUGCUGCCCUCAUUCAACCUACUCUCUAUUUAACACAAGUUGCUCAUGUGUGCACAACAUGAAAACACCGAUGUCUUGAAGGUAGUGAAUCACAAGGUGGGAUUGGAUUGUUCACGUUGCUGAAUGACUGAGUGUUGUCCUUUGUUACUCCUGUCUCUUUAUUUAUUUAUCUUGUAAUAAGGCUGUCCCGAAUCUUUAUAUUAAAUGUGGAGACAAACUGCUUUUACUUCCCAUCAUAUUUUUUUUAUUUUUUUGGUCAGCCGGGUGUCUUGACACAUACAGAAACCCAUCACCAUGCUUGGAAGAGUAUCCAAACCAAGCUGAGAAUUCCAUGCAUCCCAACACGUGGAAAUUUCAGAGAUAGAUGGAAUGGAAUACCUACUCUCUCCCUGGAGGGAUGCAUCCUGCUUACCUAAUUCCAGAACAUAUUAGGCUCAGGUUGGCAGGAGCCAAGGCUUGGGGACCCUAGAGUGUGCGUUGAUUUAACUGCUCAAGUCUGACCAGCAAAAAACGCAUAGCUUGCCAUUAAUAUUAAUAAUAACCUAGUGCCCUGGACAGCAAUUGACCUAGUGCCGUUCAGGCUGAGAUAUCAACAGCACAGCCUGGGGAUGGGCCUUGUGUCUCCUUGGUCUGUGUGGUUGUUUCACAUUGUGAGACCCUUUAACAAUGGAGUGAUUUUGAUAUGCAUUUAAUUUGUUCAUUUCCACAACACUUACCAGGGCGAGGGGAGAGGAGACUAAGCGUUGCUGAUAUUUACAGCAAACUAUAAAAUAGUAAAUAAAUAACCUUCUUCAAGUUGACAUUUAUAACUCACCCGGCAAAUAGUAAAGUUGCCAAUCUCUGACCCCCAGUGGACGCGGCAUUUAAGCAGCAGUUUGCAGCCGGAAUUUGGCCCAUUGUGAAGCUGUGUUGUUGUUGGCUCAGGACUAGAAGCAGUAUACAAGCACUAUUGUGUAAAAUGCGUGUAAAUGAAAGGAUUUUAGAUACAGACGCACCUUGAUGUGACAAUUUGCACUGUUUUCCUGUCCCAAUUUUUUUUUUAAAAACUAUAAUGAAUUUCUCUCUAGUAACUACAUGAUAGGAUUACAGUUUUUGUGUUUCACAAAGUCCAUUUUAGCACAAGUUUUUUUUUGUACUGAUGAAAUAACUAUGAUGGAACAUAAUUGAAAUGUAAUACAUUGGAUUACUACAAUUAAAACAUGAAAUAACCUCCA